This is a messenger RNA of Paramuricea clavata, 1522 nucleotides long. The record is from the annotation of a GenBank genome assembly. NCBI's taxonomy places the organism in Eukaryota, Metazoa, Cnidaria, Anthozoa, Malacalcyonacea, Plexauridae.
AUGAGUGGAACUGAUUCAGCCUCCUCAUGCAAAAUCACUCUGAAUCUCUCAGAUAAAGCUAAACAAGGCCAGCCAGAAGUAACCGGGUAUUGUUUUAUUGAUAAAUUUGCUGAAGAACAUCACAAGGUAUAUAAAUUGUAUAAAAUGUAUCGAUUGACACUCAGCUUCUGGAGCGUUGAAAAUAUAAUAAACGCUGAAAGACUCAAGGAUAUUGAUUUUAGAACAAGUCCAGACAGUCAUGCUGUGACCGAGUUAAUGCAAGAGGAAGAAAACUUCCAAAGAAAUGAUUUUGAACUGGGUGACAACAGUGAGCCUACUAGUGUUGAAUUUGAUAAAGAAUUGUUUAUUGAAGAAGUGAGGAAAUACAGGUGUCUGUGGGAUAUCAACUCGAAGGCAUACAAGCUAUUAAGCAAAAUGCAUGGGCCAAGAUUGGAACCAUUUUCAACAAAGAUGGUGAGUUUUAUAUAGUUUAACAAUAUAGAUUAAAGAUAAUAAGUCUGGGUUUGUUCCUAUGUUUUGUUCCCAAGAUAUUGUUCCUAUGUUUUGUUCCACCAUAUGUUUUCAUUAUGCUAAGUACGUAGUUUCCACAUGUGACAUGUGGAGUGGUAGACUCUAUAACAUACUAGGAUGGAAAUGCCCUGGUAUAUCGACAUUAUAUAAAAUGUUAUUGUCAAAAAUGAUCUCCAUUUCAAGUACAGCAAUAUAUCAAUCACAUGGUUCAUUAGUAUGUGUGAUCUGAAGUGACAUUUUACAAUAUGUAUUACGAGUGAAGCAAGAUAUUUUGAAAUGCCAGGUCUGUAACAAUUAAACUUGUGUGAAUAAUUUUCUUGGGGGGGGGGCUGUCCCUCAUAUCUCCCUGCACUAUUUCAUUCCUGUAUACUGAUGCAUUAUGGUGUUUAUGCACUUUAUGCUAUGAUUGCUCUCCUCUAGUAUGUCUAAUGCAGUUAAUUUAAAACUUCUGUAGUUUAUAAUGCUCCUAUCUUUUUUCAGUCGAGUUCUUGCAAAGACAGCUCAAAAAUCUGAAAGAUAAUCUGAAAAAAUGCUUAGAUAAACAACAAUGAAUGACAAAGUCUGGUGCCGCAGUCUCAUCAUUGCCACAAUAUAAAUAUUUUGAGCAAAUGAAGUUCCUCCAUGAGAAAACUGCAAAUCAACCAACUGAAAGUAAUUUAACCUAUUCUGUUCAACAAGUUACACCAGCACUCUUGCUGAUACAUGCAAACUGCCUAAUUCAAGACAGUCUACUGCUGGUGCUACAAAACGAAAGGGCGGUGAGAUGUUAUUCCUCUUUCAAGCAGUCGGCAAUGUGGAGGCCCUUUUGGCUGGUGACAACUCUGACAACAAGGACGAGGACUUCAACAUGAACAACAGUCUGGAAAUAGACAAACUUCGUCGUUACGACAUGGAAAACCAAGCAACAAACGAACAUCAACAAAACACUGAAUCACCAAACACUGGCAAACAACAUAUAAAUGAACCUAGUAUGGAACAAAACAUUAAUGAACAGACUAUGGACAAGACUUAA